Messenger RNA from Monoraphidium neglectum, 2718 nucleotides. RefSeq names its product putative serine/threonine-protein kinase pats1. Bases 1 to 2718 code for a protein of 905 amino acids. The transcript has 20 exons. Gene Ontology annotation, biological process: protein phosphorylation. The record is from RefSeq and is a predicted model, not a curated record. Lineage: Eukaryota; Viridiplantae; Chlorophyta; Chlorophyceae; Sphaeropleales; Selenastraceae. Gene Ontology annotation, molecular function: ATP binding; protein kinase activity.
AUGGGCGGCUGCGCGUCAGCGCCCGCUGUGAAGGACGGGCGCGCCACUCACGCUUUGCAGUCGACGCCACCGGCGACGGCAGCGCUCCCAGUGGUGCACCUGUCACCCCCGCCCAGCGCGCGCGACACGGUCAAGCAGGCGCCUCCGCAGCCGCCGCUCGAGGAUUUCGCUUUGGAAGGGCGUGUGGGCAGCAUCACCGUGAAGCGCCUGCGCACGGGCAGUUCUCAGACAAAGCUUCAGAUGCAGUUCCUGACCGAGGUGCACGAUCUGCAGCAGCAGCUGGCUCUGGCCAACGCCAACCCCCUCCUGGGGCUGGGGGAGUGCGCCGAGCUGCUGACCGGACACCUGAAUGUUGACCUGGUCGCCGUCUGGGUGUUUUCGGCGGAGGACCCGACCGCGGCCGUCCUGAUGGCCGCGCACGGCGCCGGCGCGGCGCUGCUGCAGCGCUGCGUGGUGGUGCGCUGCCCUGGCGGCGCGGCGGGCGUAUUGAGCAGCGUCUCGGUCGCAGACGCCGCUGCGGCGGAGCCGGCCGGCGGCGUGCCUGAUCACCUCCUGCAGCUGUACCGGAUGGCUGGGCUGCGCUCCAUCGUGGCGGUGCCUGUGGGGCCUCCGGGGGCGCCGCUGGGGUCGCUGCUGAUGGGCAAGGCGGCGCCGGACGCUUUUGCAGACGACUGGUGGCAUGUGCGCCUGCAGGCGGUGGCGAUGGGCCUGCUGCAGCACGUGCGGCACGGCCAGGUGGAGCAGAUGGCGCAGCUGCUGCGGGCGCUGGACGAGGUGCAGGACCCUGUGGCCCUCAUCAGCGUGGUGCUGCGGAGCGCCCAGCGCUACAUGUUCAGGGCUACCACAAUGCACACCACAGCCCGCCUCGCCCUGCUGCAGCGCGAGGGCGCGGCCGAGGCGCUGCUGUUUGAGACGCCUGGGGGCGGCUCAAAGGAGGAGCUCAUGGCGGGCUGCGGCAAGAACCAGCUCGCGCUGCGCGGCGACGCAUCGGCGGAGGUGGUAGCGAGCCAGCUGGGGCUGCAGCACACGCUGCUGGCGUCGAGCGUGAAGCAGCAGCAGGCGCGGUUCAUCCAGGACUGCUCGCUCUACAUGCAGACCUGCGCGCGCCCCGCCAAGGACAUAUUCACGCGCGCCUCUGAGCUCGUGUCCUCCCUAGUGGUUGUGCCCCUGCUGGCGCCGGAAGACGAGGGGACGCCGCUCGGCGCGGUCUACUUUGCUCUUGACCACCCCUGCGAGUUUGAGAACAUGCAGGAUACGCUGCUGGGCUUCAUCCAUGGAACGAGCCACAUGUUGCACAACAAACUGUCGGGGCGGUCGGACGUGCUCGCAGCAAUGGUGGCUAAGGCCCAGCGCCGCGCGCUCACGGUCAACUCGAGCGCCACUGACCCAGCGCUCAACGCGAUCAACGAGGCGCCGGCCGCCUCCAGCGGCUCAUCUGACGGCGCCGCCGGCGCGGGCGUGGCCAACGGCCGUGUCGGUGGCGCGGAGUCCGAUGCAGCGCGGUCGGCGCGCAGCGUCUCAAGGGGCGGCGGGCACGCGCGGCUGAACACAGAAGCGAUGCUCAAGCUGGUGCAGCAGGAGAUUCGCAACAGCCGCCGCCGCACCGCUGAGCUGUCGUUUGUACCAGAGCUCGUGGUUGGGGAGUGCCUCGGCCGCGGAGGUUUUGGCACCGUGUUCCGCGGCUACUGGCACAAGGUGGUGGUGGCGGUGAAGGUCAUGCACACGCGCAAGAACGAGCGGGAGGCCAUGAAGGACGCGGUGGAGAUGGCGGUGCUGUCGUCGGUGCAACACCCCAACAUCGUCAGCGUCUACUCCUGCCUCACGGACAUGGUCGAGAUCGGGGGAGAUGACGUCAUGUCCAUGUCCAGCAUGGGCAGCUUCAACGGUUCCAUGCGCAUGAAGUUCCGGCGGCUGCAGCCUGACGAGGAUCCGGACGGGGCGCUGGCGACGUGCAACAUCCUGGUUAUGGAGUUUUGCGAUAAGGGGACACUCCGCGACGCCGUCAAGGCCUUCACCUUCCACCAGGAGCUCGAGGGCGGCGCCAUCGGCGUGGACGUCACCGCGGCGGUGGAUGUACUGCAGGACAUCGCGUAUGCGGUACAGUACCUGCACAACGUGCACCUGGUGCAUGGGGACAUCAAGCUUGAGAACAUUCUGCUGAAGACAGACAGCUCUGUGCGGCUCGGCGUGAUGCCCAAGCCAGCGGCCGUGGACCGCUCCAAAGAGGCCCCCGCUCCCUUCUCACCCCGGCCCCCGCUCGGCCCGCCACGCGCACACGCCCCCCCGGUCUCCUCGGACUGCCGCCAGCUGGCGGACUUUGGGCUGACUAAGAUCCUCAACCAGCAGUCUGAGCACGUGGUCAACCUCAGCGGCGGCGGAACAGUCACGCAUCUCGCUCCAGAGAUGUUCCAGGCGGGCAGCAAGGUCACGACGGCGGUCGACGCCUACGCUUUUGGCAUCAUGAUGUACGAGCUGUACUGCCGCAAGCGCGCAUACAGCGGCAUACCCCCCGGCUCCAUCAUUGAGCGCGUGUACAAGCAAGGGCUGCGGCCGCGGUUCCCCAGCGCCACGCCUCGGAGUUACGCCGGCUUGGCCGAGGCGUGCUGGCAGACCGACCCCACGAAGCGGCCGACGUUUGCAAAAAUCGCGGAGCGCUUGGAGCAGCUGGCAGUCGAACUCGCGCCGCAGCCCGGCGCGGAUGCGCGCCCCGGCGCCUAG